GUAAUGAAUGAAAUCGAUAAUUAAAUAUGGAUUUAGGUUUCAAUUAAGUGUAUAUAAAAAUAAUGGAGAAAUUGUUUGCGCUUUUAAUCGCCGUUUUGUUGAAUUUCGUUGCCGUAAACGUGGUAAACGGCCAGAACGGCGGGUGCGCCCCGGGAUCCAUUGAAUUGUCGAUACAGCAAAUGUGCGAACUCGUGCCCGACACUGGCGAAGGCGUCGAAGACAUUGUCCGCAUCUAUUACAACCCGGUGUUGCAACAGUGUCUGCCCUUCUCGUGGUCGGGUCGCGGCGGUAACGCCAACCGAUUCAUAUCCAUCAAGAAUUGCUACGAAAUAUGUCACCCAUCGGAUCCGGGACCGCGACGACUCAUCGCCAGCGGUGUCCGCACGUAUCUCGUCAAACGAAAGCCCCCGAAGUAUUGCAACGGCAAACGGCCAGCGAUUCCCGAACUCGGGAUUCCCGAGAUUGAGUUACCGAAGCCGGGAAAGGGUGGCCGCGACGGAGAGGACGAGGACGAUAAGCCGUUGCCGCCGUCGGACAUCAUUGUGCGACAGAUCCGCAAUCCGUUGGAUCCGUCAAAGUUGUUGACAAUCGUACAGCCGGUGAAUUACGUGAAGGAUAGGCCCAAGUUUACGACCGAGAAACGGGUCCGACCGCAGGGUGUGGUCUAUCCCGUGAGCCAACAUCUGGGCCCGAAGUUGCAGACGUUUUACCAAAAUUAUGAAUGA
Molecule: messenger RNA, 725 nt
Organism: Medioppia subpectinata
Lineage: Eukaryota; Metazoa; Arthropoda; Arachnida; Sarcoptiformes; Oppiidae
Source: the annotation of a GenBank genome assembly